UUGCAGGUGACUGUUCUUCAUAGAUUUAAAAGCGAUAUCUGAACGGGUUUUUUUGCUCAAAAUUCUAAAACAUACUUUGAGUGAGCUUGUAGUAGCACGAAAUUGUUAUGUACUGAAACAGUACGAUUUGAAACCAACAAAAAUAUUUUCAUUUUACCAGGGUUUUACUAAUGGUAAAUAUUAUAAACGACGGGGAAAAAACGUUCUAGAAUUAUUAUUUAAAUUAAGAUACGCUUUACGAUCCUAACGAAAUAACGGUACUUACUUUUUCUAUGAAAUUCUAUUUCGGAAGAAAACGGUUUCUACUAACUAAAUCUUAACCAAUCACUUUGAUUUUGCUAUCGAUCGCUGCAGCAUAAUAUAUUGGGUGUUUUCUAUGUAUUUAAGUAUUUAUAAAUAUUUAUAUAUUAUAUAUAUCGUUGUCUAGGUACCCGCAACACAAGCCUUAUUGAGCUUACUGUGGAACUUAUGUUAGUCAAUUUGUGUAAUAAUGUCCUAUAAUAUUUAUUUCUUUAUUAUAUUCUAGGUUUAUAGAAUUCACUUAAUUUAUUUAUUUUUUAUUUAUUUGCUUUUUAAAUAUUAUACAACUUUUUAAUAAUAUACAGAUUUUGACAAAAAGGAAAACCUAGAAACCAAUUUUUUCAUAGUGUCAAAACAUACAAAAAAAUCAUGGAGAUUGGAAAAAUGUUUUCUUUUUUGUAUGGACGAGUAUUCAUAUUCAUAUUUAUAUCGAGUAAGUACGUGGUAUACUCUUAAAACACACUUUUUAUUAUUUAUUAUUAAAGAUACUGCUAGUAGGAAUGAUUAAUAAAAAUUAUCAGUGAGUAAGAUGAAAACCAUAACAAAAUAUUAUAUUAUAACAGAAUGACCUCCCUGAAUCGCUCAAGGACAAUUUAAAAGUUAUAGUCGUUAUCACUACAUAAUGAAUGAAUCAUUAUUCACCAAGAAAUUGUUUGCUCCUUUAGUUUCUUGAGGUCAGUGGUGUGUGUUAGCCGUGUUACGAUGUAUUUAUUGUUCAUGGUAUUGGCGAUAGCUGCUUACAGCAACGCUUCAGCUAUAUCAGAAUCCACACAUAAAUGUGAAGGAAAUACUCCCUGCGACAUUGACGACCUCGUCUACCCCCAGCAGUUCGAGUCGCAUUAUCAACGUACCCGACGAUCUUCUGAAACGGAUUCCUGUGCUCCCAAGAUCGAGGAGGAGACAUUAACCCACGUGAUUCCUGGUACCCCGGAAAGCCUUCUGAAUGAUAUCCUUACUCAGAAAAUAAAACAUACUCGUUGCUUGAAUGAAGGAGCAAAAUGUCUCGAAAGUAUGUCGAUUCUUAUGGGAUAUAACUACAUCUGCAAGACUAAGCCCUCUACAGUACCGGUGAAUUUCAACAAUGAGUCGAUUACAGUUCCCAUAAGCGUGGCUUGUGAAUGUGUUAGAGAAUGAAAUAGUUAUUUACGAUACAAGUGCAGGAAUACCUAUUCGCACGUGCGGAAAUAAGCACUUACCGCGCAUAUGUCGAAACUUUAAAGAGCCAUAUGUACUGUAAAACGUUGUACAAUAGAGGUGCCAAUAGGUAAUUCGCAACUCGUGUCGAUUUCCCGCCGACUCCCUUCGGUCGUGUUUUAAUUUAUCACCACUCGUUGCGAUUUUCGUAUUUUCUGUAUUUAAAUAAUAAAUAAAUAAAUAAAUGUACUUGUAUCGUAAAUAACUAUUUCUGUUCUCCAUGCGGAAAGCUUCAACUUUCGGCAGGCUGCGCUUACGAAAUUGCAGCUUUCCGGCUCCGUCGAACAGAAAAAUAGUAUACAAAUUUACGUCGGGCACUAAAUAAAAAAAGAAAUUUCUUACUUUUUUGCCCAAGGUAUAUAAUAUACUAUUUCACCAUACAGACUCAAAAAUUGCAUUUUAUCCAAAGUAAGUGUUAGACUGCGACUUCUCUAGCCUGGUACAGUACUCCUCAAACUGACCAACUUUGUUUAAAAACUUUUAAAAAUGCCCUAUGUUUUGAUUUUUAUUAGGUAAAAUUUAACAUUUUCGCCGUCAUAAAGCAUAGUUCAUAUAGAAUUGGUCUACUGGUCUAUUGGUCUUGGUGGACUAGAUGAUUGUUAUUUUUUUAAGUUAAUAAAAUAAGAAAGUUAUGAAUGGUGAAUUUUAAAUAGUAAUGUAUUUAGCUUUCAAAUAUGUAUAAAUUAAAAAAAAAUCUCUGUUAUGUAAAUAAUUACGAACUGUUUUCAUAAUGGACCCCCGUCAUUUUCUGUACAACACUUUUGUCGACAUUUUUGGCGAGUUGAUUUCUUGUAGAUCGCAAUGAAUGGAUACCCUGGACAAAUUGA
Messenger RNA from Cydia pomonella (codling moth), 2321 nucleotides. RefSeq lists its product as uncharacterized. The record is from RefSeq and is a predicted model, not a curated record. The transcript is spliced from 6 exons. NCBI's taxonomy places the organism in Eukaryota, Metazoa, Arthropoda, Insecta, Lepidoptera, Tortricidae. The coding region runs from base 1003 to 1434 and encodes 143 amino acids.